CAGCAAAAAACAGCCAGAGCAGCAGUCUGGUACGGAGCUGGUGGGGGCCGGAGAGAGAGAGAUGGAGAGGGAGAAGGACGCAGUGUGGGCGGGUUAAGAAACGCCGAGAGGGAGGGGACGUCAGCGUAAUAUUCCUACCGUCUUUUUUUUGGUCCCGUUCCUCCUCCGUAGAGCCGAAAAAAGAAAAAAAACAAGGGCAUCCAUCGGUGUCUUCAUCCUCCUCGCAUCUCAUCACACAGCCUUGGAGAUUAACCCUCCUGUCCGGGUCUUGGGUUGUUGAGAACAUCCGCCUGUGUGCGUCUCCACCUGGAGGACUGGGUCGUUUGCAGCCUGCGGGGGGAUUGCCGUGCUGUGCCGAGCGGCAGGGGCGUGAGAGGCGGAUGCUGCGAGCGUAGAGGCAGGGUACCAACCAGGAGCAUCACCGCACUCAGCACGAUGGACAGAAUGAAUUUUCUCUCCUUCCUCCUCCUUUGCUUGACUUCGGUUGCCAUUGGCAACAAAGCCAAUAAGCACAAGCCAUGGAUCGAGACAGAGUACCAGGGGAUUGUCAUGGAGAACGACAACACCGUGCUGCUCAAUCCCCCUCUCUUUGCCCUCGACAAAGAUGCUCCACUUCACUACGCUGGUGAAAUUUGUGGCUUCCGGGUCCAUAAUGGCCCCUCGGGAUCCGGUUCGGUCCAGUUUGAAGCUGUGGUCCUAGACCGCUCCACCGGUGAGGGUCUGGUUCGGUCCAAGGAGCCGCUGGACUGUGAGAGCCAGCGGGAGCACAGCUUCACCAUCCAGGCCUACGACUGCGGAGAGGGACCUGAUGGAGUCAACAGCAAGAAAUCCCACAAGGCCACCGUGCACGUUCGCGUGAACGACGUCAACGAGUUCUCCCCCGUGUUUGUUGAGCGUCGCUACGAGGCCUCUGUCCCAGAAGGGCGUCUGUUUGACCGAAUCGUACGCGUGGAGGCUCUGGAUGCCGACUGCUCCCCGCAGUACAGCCAGAUUUGCUUCUAUGACAUCAUCACUCCCAAUGUGCCCUUUGCUAUUGACAACGAUGGAAACAUUAAGAACACAGAGCCGUUGGAUUCAAAGCGGCAGCGCGUUCACACCUUCUGGGUGACAGCCUUCGACUGUGGAAAGAACCGCGCUCAGGCUGACGCUCAGGUUGUUGUCACGGUCAAGCCGUCCUGCAAACCCGGCUGGAUCGGAUGGACCAAGCGUGUAGAGUACACCCCUGGGUCAGGCAGCAUCCCUCUGUUCCCCAGCCUGCAUUUGGAGACCUGUGAAGAGACCGUGUGGAACAUCCAGGCCACCGUAGAGCUCCAGACCGGCCACAUCGGGAAAGGCUGUGACAGAGACAGCUACUCCGACAGAUCUGUGCGACGUCUGUGUGGUGCUGUCAGGGGCGAAGUCGACCUGCUCCCACCUCCAUCUCCUGCCGCUAACUGGACUUCAGCGCUGCCCACUCUCCCGUCUUCCGACUCAUCUCUGAUCUUCUCCUUCAACGGCUCCAACCACGUCGCUGUCGUGCCCGAUUCGGUUGUGUCCGCACUAUCCGGCGACCACUUCACCCUCCAGCUGUGGAUGCGCAGAGGUGGUGCCAACGUCCAGCCUGCGACCACGCAAACCAGAGGAAAUCGCAAGGAGGAGGAGACUAUUGUCUGCAGCACCGUCAGGAAUGAUGACUCCUUCUCCCAUUACUCCCUCUCCGUCCACGGCUGCCGCCUCUCCCUCUUCUACUGGCCCGACGUCUCAGCCGCUCGCCCCGUCAAGUUCUUGUGGAAACUGGAGCAGGUGUGUGACAGCGAGUGGCAUCAUCUUUCACUCAGCGUCCAGUUCCCAUCAGUGACCCUUUACGUGGAUGGAGUGACCUUUGACCCCGCCCUCAUCCACGACAACGGAGCCAUUCCGAACCCCGCCCCGCGUCAGCGCAUGUUCAUCGGUGCCUGCUGGGAGCCUGAGGAGAAGCAGAAGGAGAUACUAAACAACACCAUCCCAGAGGGUAAAGACUCAGUGAAGUAUGUUGGCAGUUACCAUGGCCUGUUGUCUGGGGUGACGGUGCGUCCUGGCAGCGUGGAGCCUCACAGCGUGGUCGAGUGCCUGUACGCAUGCAGGGAGGGGCUGGACUUUGGCGACCUGGAGACUUUGGGCUCUGGCAUGAAGGUUCACGUGAAUCCCAGCCAGUCUGUGUUAGUGCUGGAAGGAGACGACAUCGAGAGCUUUAACCGUGCAGUGCAGCAGGUCACGUACAGAAACUCUCUACGCUUCGCCACCCCUGGCGUUCGUCCGCUCAAGCUUACCACCUCCCUCAGAUGUUUCAACGAGGAGAGCUGCCUGUCCCUGAAGCAGCUCGAAGGAUACUUGGUGGUUCUUCAGCCUGACGCUCCUCAGAUCUCUCUGUCUGGGGUUGGGCCGCAUCUGGCCCGUCCAGCUCCUGAGUUCGAAGGUCCCCGCGGCGUCCCUCUCUUCCCCGAACUCCGGAUCGUCUGUUCCCUGUCUCAUGCUGUCAACACAGCUGCACAAGGGAUGGAAGGUGGAGCUCUGAUGUCCGAUGCUGUCGCUCACACUUUGGAUGGCUGUGAGGUCCAACCACUGGGGGAGGAGCUAAAUCCAGAGAGAGAGGAGCUUCUGGUAGACAUGGAUGUUGUGCGAGAGAGAGGACUAGAAAUCAUCAAUACUACUGCUUAUAUUGCCAUCACAGGUGCUGAAUCUAUCUCUGUGUAUGAGGACGUCCUUCGCUCUGUCCGCUACCGACUGGCUAAAGGCUCAGCUCGCUUUGAGAGACGAUUCCGCCUGUCCUGUUCUGAGAUGAAUGGCAGAUACACCAGCAACGAGCUGACUCUGGAGGUGAACUUCCUCCACUCUUUGGACAGUCUGUACCACCCAUCCCACCUGCUCGCUUCCCAGCAGCAGUUCCUCCAUCCGUCCCACCAUGCUGGAGAGUUGAGUGGACACACCCUACCUAAUCCACAUCGCAACUCAGUGGUCCCAGGAGCAGCCACCGUCAUCAUAAUGGUGUGCGUAGGUUUCCUGGUUGUGAUGGUGAUCCUGGGAGUUUUCCGAAUCCGCUCAAUCCAUCGCCGUGGUGAAGGAGCCAGAGGCGGGGCUAAGGAGGGCAGCAGUCAAUGGGACGACUCUGCGCUCACCAUCAUCGUAAACCCAAUGGAGUCCUACGAGUCUCGUAUGGGCAUCUCUGCCGACACGGAGGGCGAGGGGGAGGAGGAUGAGGAGGUAGCAGAGUCGCCUGACGACGCGAGCGAUGACCAGCGAAUCAUCAUCAAGAAGGAGGGCAGAGACGGCAACGCCCGUCGCUACUGAGCCACAUGUAUCUCUGCACCCGUUCUCAUGGAAACCACAACCCAGCUCACCAGUCACAUACUCCAACACUUUUAAUAUCAACGAACGACUAGUAUAAGGAAUGUAAGCUUACAAACACGACGCACAAUGCAGUCACCGUAAUACUCCUGACACCCAACGCCAUAUGUGACCUACAGCCGACAACAGGCUGCCUCCACCUAUAUGUUCAGUGGCACAAUGUAUACAGCUAAUGUAAUUUAACCACCUGAUUAAACCCCACCAAAUUUGUAUGUGGUGCACCAGUGCUAAAUCACAAAAUGGUCAUGUGUCUGUAUAGUGUAAUACUGGUUGAAUAAGACUGUUUUGUUUAAAAAAAAAAAAAAAGAAAAAGUAAUAAUAAGAUUGUAUUCUAUCUUUUGUCUUCGAACACAGAAUGAAAUCUUUACAAAAUGGAAACAGGGACAAUUUGUUGCAACAUGUAGGCCUCGAGUAGAUCUGUAGACACAAGCCUCGAUCCUUACACAUCUGUUCAUUAGACUAACCCGAGAAGUCUGCACAAGCUCUUUUCUCGCUCUUUGCAUCCUCUCCUGACGCAUUCCUCGGCCAAGUCCAAACACAGAGUAAAGACAGUGGGGUCAGACAUCACGGGGUCACGUAUUCAUGAUAAGCUUGCAGGUGUUUUGCUUUUGUUUCUGUGAGAACACUUUAUGUUUUAUUAGGAACUUAUUUAGCGUCCACUUCAUCCUUAACCCAAGCUGGCACUUCUGCAGCGCUCCAAGAAGGCAGACUGAGAGCCGCUCGGUGUGGUUUCUACUUCAAAAUCGAGUCUUCGUAAAGUUUCAGCUCGUGACACAAAAUGACAAAACAUCACCUCGUACAAUAAAGCUGGUGUAACCUGACCUCUGAGCCCCCCCUCCCACACACACACAGUGACCGCUGCAAUGCCUCUAAAUGACUCUGACUGCACUGUUUGACUCACUGCACACUGCUCUUACAGUAACUGCAAGACGCCACAUGCACACACAAACAGAAACACGCAGACACACUCCAUAACGCUACCCGUGCUGUUUCCAGAAUGUCCGCUCAGCUUGGGCAGUUUUGAUUGUAUUGAUUGUAAUGAAUUUUCUGUACAUACAAUGAUGACUAUUAUGAUAUUAUUGUUAUUACUAUUAUUAUUGCAGCCACUCUUCUCUUUAUCUGCACAUUUGGAGAGAAAGCUGAUCAUCAUUUACUUUUCCCCAUUUGAGUAAUCACCCUUAACAGCAUCGAAAAACAGUAUAAUAAUAAUAAUAAUAAUAGUAGUAGUGAUAAGGAUGAUAAUCCCUGGCUUGAUGAGUGUCUAUUAAUUUGUGUGUAAUAUUGUUGUAAUUUAAGAACUUGUCGAUAUCACAGAAAAAGGAGGGCACAUUGUUGUGAUACCAAGAAGCGUCUCACUCAUUUCAUCUCGCGCACUUCUUGCCGAUUAUUUUUCACAUUUCAAAAUAUUUCUUUAUUAUUUCUUUUUGAAUUUGAUUUCCACCACAUCCGGUAUUUUCGGUUUAAUGAAUGUACAACCGUGUGCUACUCCUCACCUUUCCCUACCCCACCGCCUUUUCCCUUCACCUCUCCCUCACUGUCCCUCUGUGUCUCUUGCUGUCCGUCUGUGUAGCCUAUCAAUGUGCAGUGCUAACGCUGUCAGUAAAUAAAAGCCUGUUGUUUUUGAGUGUGAUGUUAAGAAGGAAUAAACAUUGCAUUGAUUAAGAAAUUAUAUUAUUACUAUGUUACUAUUCAAACAUUACCUGUAAUUAUUGAUACAAUGACAACAUGGAAUAUCCUGACUAAUUGUUAUUGAGAACUGUCGGAAAACAUUGCGAAAUUCAUAAUAAAAACACUAUAUGACGUCUC
Molecule: messenger RNA, 5169 nt
Organism: Maylandia zebra (zebra mbuna)
Lineage: Eukaryota; Metazoa; Chordata; Actinopteri; Cichliformes; Cichlidae
Gene: clstn3
Product: calsyntenin 3
Biological process (GO): positive regulation of synapse assembly; homophilic cell-cell adhesion; positive regulation of synaptic transmission
Cellular component (GO): postsynaptic membrane; cell surface
Molecular function (GO): calcium ion binding
Source: RefSeq, a predicted model, not a curated record